Odocoileus virginianus texanus is the source of this 1490-nucleotide messenger RNA. It is a transcript of the gene METTL18, whose product is annotated as methyltransferase 18, RPL3 N3(tau)-histidine. The record is from RefSeq and is a predicted model, not a curated record. Gene Ontology annotation, molecular function: protein-L-histidine N-tele-methyltransferase activity. NCBI's taxonomy places the organism in Eukaryota, Metazoa, Chordata, Mammalia, Artiodactyla, Cervidae. Gene Ontology annotation, biological process: peptidyl-histidine methylation, to form tele-methylhistidine.
CUGGCGAGUCUGGCCGGCGUUCUCCGCGAGGGGAGUUGGGAGUCCGCCGGGCGGCGAGCAUCUUAAAGUUUGUAUCGCUGUCAACGUUGUUUUGAGACGCUGUGGGGGAGAGCUGCACUGAAAGAAGAGCAAAGACCUCUUAAAAGUCAUUUGGAAAUAGCUCCGAAUAUUUGUAACUGUAUAAGCAACUAAAGAGAAAUAGACUUUCAGCAAAACUAACAAUAAUUAAUUGAGGCAGGUUUAUAUUUGUGUCAUCAGUUCUAUCCAGAAGUUGAAGAAGCUUCCUUGGAGUUUAACAGUUGUGUGCAUUUUAUGAGAGAAUGACUUUUCAAUUUAAUUUCACUAUAGAAGACCAUCUGGAAGAUGAAUUAACAUCUCUUGCAGAUGGAGCUUUAGCCCUACAUUCCUCAAAAGAGUCUUCAGUCUCAGAAAGACAAAAAGGUACACACAGAGACAAAAAAUGUUCCACAGAACAAUCUGACUUGCUGCAGGACCAUUUGUGGGAACAUAAGUCAGAGGGAAAUGAGGCUCCCUCUCAAGAUCCAGACAGCUCAUUCAGUACAGCUAACAGUUCAAGUAACUUGGAACCACACGAGGAAAAGACCUGCUUGAGAGUUGCCAAAGAGCAUGCUAUGCCUAAAGAUUUAAAGAAAGUGUUAGAAAAUAAAGUCACAGAAACAUUACCAGGUCUCCAACACAUUAACAUAUCAAUAAUGAAAACCACCUUGUUGAAAGAGAACUUCCCUGGAGAAAACAUCAUUUCAAAAAGCUUUUCUUCUCACUCUGACCUGAUUUCAGGUGUUUAUGAAGGAGGCUUGAAAAUCUGGGAGUGUACCUUUGACCUCCUGGCAUAUUUGACAAAGGCCAAAGUGAAAUUUGCUGGGAAAAAAGUGUUGGAUCUUGGUUGUGGAUCAGGGUUGCUGGGUAUAAUGGCACUCAAGGGAGGUGCCAAAGAAAUUCAUUUUCAAGAUUAUAACAGUGUGGUGAUUGAUGAAGUAACCUUACCUAAUGUAGUGGCUAACUCCACUUUGGAAGAUGAAGAAAAUGAUGUAAAUGAACCAGAUGUGAAAAGACUCAGGAGAUCAGCAGUAGCACAAGAGCUAUGUAAAUGCCGCUUCUUUUCAGGGGAGUGGUCUGAGUUUUGUAAGCUUGUACUGAGCAGUGAAAAAGUCUUUGAAAAAUAUGAUCUCAUUCUUACCUCAGAAACGAUCUACAAUCCAGAUUAUUAUGGUCCUUUGCACCAAACAUUCCUUAGAUUGUUAGAUAAAAAUGGACGGGUGCUUUUGGCCAGCAAAGUACAUUAUUUUGGUGUGGGUGGAGGUACUCAUCUCUUCCAGAAGUUUGUAGAAGAAAGGAAUGUAUUUGAGACUAGAACACUUGAAAUAAUCGAUGAAGGACUAAAGAGAUGCCUAAUUGAAAUGACUUUUAAGUACCCCAGUUAAUGCCCACUGACUGUCCUAAGUGAAAUAAACAGAAUAACCAAAACCUUA